This is a messenger RNA of Hydra vulgaris (swiftwater hydra), 529 nucleotides long. RefSeq lists its product as uncharacterized. NCBI's taxonomy places the organism in Eukaryota, Metazoa, Cnidaria, Hydrozoa, Anthoathecata, Hydridae. The record is from RefSeq and is a predicted model, not a curated record.
CUUUAAAAUGCAAGAAGACGGAGUAUUUACAACUCUAAGACGAUCGAAAGUAAAAAGAACUUUAUUAUCACCCACAAGAAAAAAUAAUCCUCAGCCAAUUGGUUUAAUAUAUCAAUCACCUUUGUAUCCAGCUGCUCCGCGUUUUGCUAUAUGGAAUCAAGAAAGAACUUCGCGAAAAGCAUGCAAAGGAAUGCCAAGCCUAAUUUCGCAUAUUGGUAAUAUUAAUUUUACAUGUUCAAAGAUUUUAGAAGGAUGGCAAUGUGAGAUGUCGCGACAACUUCCAAUUUUACAAUACAGUUUGGAUUCAACUAACCGUUUUAGUUAUCAAAACCCAUCUAAAUAUCCAGGGUUCGCAAAGGCUUUAAAGGAACAAUCAUGUCGUCCAAAUGAUGGUGCAGCCUCCGGGAUAGUACCACGUAUUUGUCCAACCAAAUUAAAAACAAAAAAGCACUUCAAAAAACACCAUGAAAAUACAUCUGGAAAUAUAUUUAAUUUGUUAUAAAAUUAAUAAAAAAACAAUUUUAUUUGA